This is a messenger RNA of Diospyros lotus (date-plum), 1997 nucleotides long. RefSeq names its product snRNA-activating protein complex subunit. NCBI's taxonomy places the organism in Eukaryota, Viridiplantae, Streptophyta, Magnoliopsida, Ericales, Ebenaceae. Gene Ontology annotation, cellular component: snRNA-activating protein complex. Gene Ontology annotation, molecular function: bent DNA binding; RNA polymerase II cis-regulatory region sequence-specific DNA binding; RNA polymerase III type 3 promoter sequence-specific DNA binding. Bases 441 to 1910 code for a protein of 489 amino acids. The transcript has 12 exons. The record is from RefSeq and is a predicted model, not a curated record. Gene Ontology annotation, biological process: snRNA transcription by RNA polymerase II; snRNA transcription by RNA polymerase III.
CCCGCCACCUCUCGCCAAAGGCCGUCGCCAUCAGCUCUCUCCGAAGCCCGUAUCCGCCCCCUCUUGCCGCUGAGCGUCUCUCCGCCGGCUUUAAAGACAAAGAGACCCGCCGUUGAAGCCUCUCGCCAUCGUCUCUCGGAGCCGCCCUCUGCCGCUGCCCUCUCUGAAGUCAGCCGCUGCAGGGCCGUUGCCUACCACCGCCUCCCGCACCUGCAUCCUCCCUCUCUGCGGCCUCUCGCCGCCGUCGCACAGCCCCUCCCUCUCUACUGCCGCCGCACAACCACUCCUUCUCUGCCACUGUUGUCGCACAUCCCCUCCCUCAGAAUCAAAAACAAAAUUGUAGAGUUGUCCUUACCUUUUGCAACUUAGUGAAAACCCUGAAUUGAGAAGCCCAAUUCAUCAAGCGGGGACCAAAAGGAGAAAACCUAAUUGUAUAUAUUAUGGGUUUGGAGUCUUCUUCCAACACUCAAGAUGGAGAAGAAACCUACAUCUCAAUUCCUCGCGGCGGGCCUAUUUACUUGCCUGACAUGGUUGGCCCACUUUCCAAGACUUGCGAAUUUGAGACGAAUGUGCUUCAAGAACUUGAGAAGCUCAAGAUAGAGCUGUUUUCAGACCUUGAUGGAAUGCCUAUUGAAGAUAUUUCUGUAGACGAGCUUAAAAUUAUUUCUGAUGAAGAGUUGGUGAACAAAGCUUUUGAGGAAGCCUUUAAGGAUGACGAGGAGAUUGAUAAUUCUUCAAAAUUUUCGCAGAAGCAACCACAGUUUGGGAGAAAAGAUGAUUGUAAAAUAUCUAGCUAUGGACAUGCUUGUUUAGAGAGCUCGGGCAUGUUAGAAGAUGCUUCAACUUCAGACAAGUCCUUGAAUGUCUCCUCUCUUAGAGCUGGUGAAAAUGGAAAAUCAAGUAGAAAGAUCUCAAAUAAGAGGAAGAGGAGUUCUACCAUUAAUCAGCAGAAUCAUACCCUAAAUGACAAUUGUAUUGGAAAGGUGGAGCAACUUGUAAAAAUCAGACAAAGACAAGAUGAAGACAAAGCAGCCGCAAGGCUGCACUCAUUCAAUGGUAGUUGCAGAACUAAUGUAUCUGCAAGCUUGACAUCUGAUAGAUCUGAAAGGAUGAAAGCCCUCAAGUCAAUAAGUUCUACAACAAAGGUUCAGUCAUUGAACACUAGGGAACCUGUACCGGUGAUUCAUCCAGAAGUUGUUCUAUGCAUUGAGGUUUACCAUAACAAACGCACAUGGUCAAAGACCCAAGAAUUCUUGGUUUUGGGAUGUCAACCCUUGACUGAACUAAGGGACAGCAUUUGUUGCUUGACGGAUGAACUUAUGCGUAAGGCAGGGCAGCACGAUCCUUCGGGAUAUUUCCUUAUCGAGGAGGUGUUUUGCAAUGAUUUGCGUGAUCCUUCUGCUAUCAACUAUAGCAAACCUAUAUUCGAUUGGCUAAGGAAUUCAGAGGAUGAAGCACGUGAGAAAUGGGAGUGCAUCAUAUCAGGUGAAAUGCAACAGAGGCAAAAAUCACUCCUGGGCAGUGAACGAAUCUCACGUUUGCCUAGCUUCAAAGCAGUCGAAAUGCACAAAGUGCGGUUUUGUGACUUGCAGUUUCGACUUGGUGCUGGUUAUCUGUAUUGUCAUCAGGGGGACUGCAAGCAUGCAAUUGUGGUGAGGGACAUGAGAUUGAUUCAUCCAGAGGACGCGCAGAAUCGAGCAGCUUAUCCAAUUACAACAUUUCAAUCGAAAUUGCGUUUCCAGAAAUGUACUGUCUGCAAGAUCUACAAAGCGGAAAAGGUGACCGUUGAUGAUAAGUGGGCCCCAGAGAACCCUUGCUAUUUCUGCUUGAAUUGCUAUUACAUGCUUCACUAUGUUGACGGCUCUUUGAUAUAUAACAACUUUACUGUGUUCGACUACCACCACGAUUGAUGUAAUAACGCUAGCUUCAUAGUUUUUGAAUAUUCGGCUCUCUCUCGGCAAUUCCAAGGUUCGUUGAAACUAAGGAGUUGUUUUUCC